This is a messenger RNA of Diatraea saccharalis (sugarcane borer), 2941 nucleotides long. Lineage: Eukaryota; Metazoa; Arthropoda; Insecta; Lepidoptera; Crambidae. The record is from the annotation of a GenBank genome assembly.
GUCGUAUUCAUCGUUCAUCUUUGGCUUUGGCCGACAUCGCGAAACGUUCAUUUUUCUGAAUCUGAUAAUUUUGCCAACGAGAUUGUACAAUUAUAAUAUUUCAAAAUGCCUAAUCAAGUGUUGACUAUAGAGCCACAAAAUGAGCUUAAGUUUAAAGUUGAUUUCUCAGGCCUGUUUGAGCAGGGAUAUACAACUUAUAUGAAACUGAUAAAUCCCAGUAAUGAUACAGUCCUCUUCAAGAUAAAAACAACUGCACCAAAAAAAUACUGUGUACGUCCUAAUUCUGGAGUGCUUGGCCCAAAUUCGAAUGUUGAAAUAGCAAUUACCCCGCAGCCGGUAUAUGUUGAUCAAAAUGAGAAACACAAACACAAGUUUAUGGUUCAGAGUGUUAUCGCACCAGAAGGAAAAACUAACAUAGACCAAGUGUGGAAAGAGAUAAGUCCAGAGCAAUUAAUGGAUUACAAGCUAAAGUGUGUGUUUGAGACUCCGCGUGGUACUAAUCUCAAUGAUGCUGGUGACAAUGCUACUCAGAAUGACGUCAUAAAGAAACGUGUCGGAGUUUCAGACCAGGCAAAAGUUUAUUCACAGGAAUCACAAAAUGUUACUGACAACGGAGCUAAGAGGAAGAAUGACGACCAAGCGUCUGGGGCUUCAAACGCAAAAGUGCUUUCCCCUAAAUCUGAAAAUUACGAAAAUGAGUUGAAGAGGGCAUCUUCUGAAGUAUUAUCUUUGAGGGAAGAGGAGCACAGAUUAAGACAGGAGAACUUGCAGUUAAAAGAGGAGUUGCUUCGCCUGAAAUCUGCGGGUGGGGACGCACGCGCGAAACGUCCGCACUCAUACGGACCGGAGAAGAAUGCACAGGUGGCGUCGAUGCCGUGGAUCGCCACCGCAAUACUGAUGGCGUGCAUCGGCAUUAUGAUUGGCAAGUUCUUCAUGUGAAUUCACCAUUCACAUGAGGCAAUAUACUAAAGCCUAGACCUCUAGGGCCUCGCGGUGACCCAACAUCUUUACAAACACCGCUGUUACACCACUAUCAACGCAACCCUCUCGCACAAGGCAGCUUAGGCUCGAUAUCCAUCAAAGCCGAUGCGAGAGGCUAACCUUAUGGGAUUCCGUCACCGAUCAAAUAUGAUAAUUAUAACAGUAAAUCGGACAGGUGCCUUUGUUUUUAUUAAAAUUGAACCAUGCCUUCACUUGUUGUAUAAAACAUUAGCUAAUAUCGUAUGUGUACAGAUUACAAUGAUCUGCAGAUGAUAAUGUUUGCACAUUAUAGUAAAUUUCUUUAGUAAACCAAUAAGAGUAUUAAGUUGUACACUGCCUUACUGAUGUGACGGAACCCCAAUAUGUGUUCGUCUCGUAUCGUUCGUCGUACAUUCGUUCGCGUCCGCUUUGCCAGGUGUCGACCUCGUUGACUACUAAAGCUGCGAGUUUAAUGAUGGUUUUCGGUUACAUUGUUAAUGAACGUAUUUAUGUAUUCCACUGAAACAGUGCCGACGUACACGUACCUCCAUACGACGUUACUUACGCAUUGAAAUAGCACAGAUAACUAAAAAAUGACUAGCAUUGUCGGUGUAACUAUAGAUCGGAUAUAUCUAAAUUUAGAAAAUAUAAUGAAAAUGCAUAUUGAAGUGUUGCUGUGCACACAUAACGUCUUAUUGAUAUUGUAAGAGGGAAGUGCCGCAUGCGUGAUAUUAAUUUAUUAGAUUCUGACCCGUAUUUCAUCUGUAAUAGCAACACUAGUUCAUAAAUUUAUUGUACAGCUAGCAGCACUUUAUGUUAAUACAAAAUGACUUUCUAUAACAGAUUUAGAUCUUUAAUAUCUAAACCUUAAAGUUUCUAAUAGAUUCAUAAAUUAUGUCAGCUUUGGAUUACCUUAUGUGCUGCGUGAUAUUGUAAAAUAGGAUUAAUAUUGUUUCGUGUUAUUUCUUUUAAAUCCAUGACAAAUGAAUUGUAAUUUGUUGUUGUUCGUAUAUUUUAAAAUUUUACAAAUGCGAAAAGUAAAAUUCACAACUUUGCACCAUAUUUUAAUGAGGUAGUUUUAUGAUAUUAGACAUAUUAAUUUUUAGACUUUUAUGAUAUUUAUUUUAUUGGGUUGUUAAAGUUUGUUUUGAUGAACUAAUGUAGCUAAUACUACGGUACAAGCGAACAGUGCUUCAAUUCUGCUAACAUAAUGGCAUGGCAUAUCAAUGGCGUUUCUAUCAUAUUUUGCUAUAGUUCUAAUCGAUUUACAGAAUAUCCAUUGUUUAUAUGGGAAGCAUUAAUAGGAUAGGAUAAUAAUUAUAGCAAAAUAAAUUUGUAAUUUUCUUUAACUGUGUAAUAUAAGCGUGAUUUAAAAUAGAAUUAACCUGGCUUUUGCGGUGACAAAAACAUGUCAAUAGAAACAUAACCUGAGAUCAUUAUUAAGGCCCUGUACUGUUCAAUGGUACUGAUGAAAUAACGGGAACAGUCCGAUUGAUUGCAUCAUGUACACGAAGCCUUAACGCCUCAAGCUCCACUCCCAUGCCGCACUUGUGUUCUCUCCGUUAUAGACGUUGCUAAUAUAUACCGCUAGACGGCUAAUAUAUUCUAAUAUAUUAACUAGUAUUAUAUCUUGUUUUAUUUUCGCGACUCCCAAAACAAAAUAAUAACAAAUUCAUAACAAUAAUAGUUUUCUUCAUUUCGAUAUUGAUAAAACGUCUCAUGAUAUUUGUAUAGUACUUAAUUUAUCUACAAUAACCCGCGUAUGCGCAUAUGUAUACUUAAUCAAAAUUUGUGAGUAUAGAAUUUGAUAAAUAAAAUAAAAAUUAUAAAUUAUAGGCUAUUUUAUGUAUUUUAUCUUUCGAUUGGUGGAUUGUGUAGUGUACAGUGAUAUUUCGGUUAUUGUUUUCUUUGACAUCUAAUAUACAGGAGAAAUUUGUGAUCAGUGUACAAUUUUUUCUUUAGCUUAGGCUGCGUUCAAACC